Molecule: messenger RNA, 994 nt
Organism: Drosophila kikkawai
Lineage: Eukaryota; Metazoa; Arthropoda; Insecta; Diptera; Drosophilidae
Product: ubiquitin-conjugating enzyme E2 D2B
Biological process (GO): protein polyubiquitination
Cellular component (GO): nucleus
Molecular function (GO): ubiquitin conjugating enzyme activity
Source: RefSeq, a predicted model, not a curated record
UUUAAGUAGGCUUCGUUGCGUGGCUUGGCCAAAGUUCAAAAUUCAUUAAAAAAGUCCGACAAAAAGAAGUUUAUAUAUUUUUCAAACCAAUUCAAUUGCCGCCAAAGAUGACUGAGGAGAAACCAGCCCAGAUUGAGGAGAUAUCUGAUGCCGCCGCCGCUGAACCAACCAUCGCUGAAGUUUUGCCAGAUAUCAUCACCAUGGUGGAGCACGUGGCCAACAUUGGUAGCGCCGUAGGAAGACGCCCGCUGGGAUCUGGAAACUGCAAUGAUAUUCCCGAUAUUUCCCAUUGCAAUGUACAUCGCCUCAAGCACGAGCUGAAAGAUAUUCUUGCCAAUCCGCCGCCAUAUUGCUGUGUGUCCAUCAAGGCCCUUGAUCUAACCCAUUGGGUGGCCAUUAUAAAUGGCCCCAUUGAGACUGUCUACGAGGGCGGACAUUUUCGCCUGGAUAUAAACUUCCCUUCCGCGUAUCCGUUUAAGCCGCCAAUGAUACGCUUUGUGACGCGUGUCUAUCACUGCAAUGUGGACAAAUACGGUGCCAUUUGCAUGGAUUUACUGAGAGAUCGCUGGUCGCCCAUUAUCACGGUAUCCAAGGUUUUACUUUCCAUCUAUUUGUUAAUGGGCGAUUGCAAUCCGGAUGAUCCCCUGGACAGCUACGUUGCCGAAAUGUACAAAACCAAUCGCUUGGAGCACGAUCGGGUGGCUCGUUAUUGGACCGAACACUUUGCCAAGCCGGAAGCAAAAAAAGAAGAUGAUGAAUGAUGUCGAAAUUUUUGAUAUGAUACACCCUAUGAAUAGUAUACUAAGACACAACCAUAGAGAUCAAGCCUGAAGUUUCCAGUUCCAUGAAAAAAAAAACCUCUUUCACUGCAAGGCAAUCUUAACAACAACAAAAAUCGUUGACUUUAUUUUCACACCACAAAAAUUUAAGUUGUAAUAAUUAUUUAACAGUUUUUCAACGCUCAUUAAAAUGCUGCAUUCAUAAAAUUUAUAAA